Fonticula alba is the source of this 1056-nucleotide messenger RNA. RefSeq lists its product as hypothetical. The record is from RefSeq and is a predicted model, not a curated record. The transcript has 5 exons. Bases 102 to 953 code for a protein of 283 amino acids. Lineage: Eukaryota; Rotosphaerida; Fonticulaceae.
CCCGCCGCCUUUCACCCCGGUCAAACCCGCUUCCCGCCCCUCUCUCCAUCUCUCUUUGCCCCCUCCCCCCGCUCCCCCUCGCCCUCCCCUUUACUCCUGUCAUGUCGAUCUGGUCCUGGCUAUUGCCGGAGGAGAAGAAGGCCGACGACCCUGUGGCCGGUCUGCGGAGCGCGCCGCCCAGUCCACCGGAUGCUAACUCGGGGCGUCGGUCGGCGGCGCUUGCGGCCGCGGCCGCAAGCGCCUCGGCCGCCGCGUCGCAGACCCCCAGCGCCGGUGGCGGCACGUUGGCCGGCGGCUCCGGCGCGCCAGUCGUCCCUCCGGAUGGCGGGGACUUCGUCUCGCGCGCCGAGUACGAGCGCCUCCUGCACAAGGUGGAGACCUUCGAGCUACAGACCAAGAUGCUGGCCGUCGGGUUGACGGUGUACAUGCUUGUGCGGCUCACGCGCGGCCGGCGGAACAACAUCUCCAAGCAGGUCAUGGCCGAGCGCUUUGUCCUGGUGGACAAGGCCCAGGUGGGCAAGAUGAAUGCCCUCGCCGAGCUGGCUCUCGAUGACUCCGGGAAGGCCGUGCUCCGGAUGCGCGAUGGAUCGAUCGUCCUCCUGGACAAGGAGUUCAAACCCUCGAUCAUCAUGGAGGCCGCCUACACCCACCGCGGCCCGAAGCCCAGCUCCACCGAGGUCGCUUCGCGGCUCGCCAGUAUCGAGGGAUCACCGGCAUCUGUGUACUUCCGUCAGUCCGGCUCGCCGCGCACUGCGUACACCGAGCAGGGGAUCCUCUCCUUCGCCCGACGCAUCGCACCCAGUCUCACCUCUGGCCAGCGCACGACCACUGCCGCUAUCUCGGGGCCGGGUCCGGAGCCAUCCCAGACCCCCGGCCAGACCCCCGGCCAGACUUCCACCCAGACCCCGACUGGCGAUGCAGCCCCUCCGGCUUCUCCACCCCCGAAGCAGUAGUGUGGCUUUACCAUCUCCUGUCUUGGACACUACCUUCCUCACCACCCCGUGCGCGGUCUCGCCGGCGCCGCCACAUUCCAUGUAUAGACAAGAUCCUCCCUCC